Molecule: messenger RNA, 4231 nt
Organism: Betta splendens (Siamese fighting fish)
Lineage: Eukaryota; Metazoa; Chordata; Actinopteri; Anabantiformes; Osphronemidae
Product: USP6 N-terminal-like protein
Exons: 14
Coding region: 314-2677 (787 amino acids)
Source: RefSeq, a predicted model, not a curated record
CGCGGAUGGCGCGCGUGCGUCGUGCUGUCAGUGAACACCGUGUGGCCUCCGCCUGGCAGACAGCUGCAGACAGCCAGCCAGCUCGCGCGGCAUGAGGAGCUGGUCUGAGGAGGGGGCGAGAGUCGCGUUUGACCAGCGUCAGUUUCCCGCGAGGCGAGUCGACCGUCUGCGACAAGUCGCCGACUCGUAGCGUUAGGUGACGGCUCCCCGUGAACAGCGAGGGGGGGAGAAUGAGAAUAGUGGAUGCAGUUCCUUCCCGUAGGUACAGCGCAGCAGCAGCAGAAGAAGGAAAGUGUCGUCAAAAGAUUUUGACAUGAAGAAGGACAUAGACACACUGAUAGCGGAGGAACGGGCCGAAAUCAUCUCUAAAUAUGACGCGGGCAGGCAGGAGGGCGUCAGCAUUGAUCCAUGGGAGGAUGGUGACUACAGCAUCUAUAAGGUCACUGACCGCUUUGGCUUCCUGCAUGAAAAAGAGUUGCCGACACCUAGUGUGCUUGAAGAAAAGCAAAAACAGCAGGAGAUAGAGCGAGUGGAAAAAUGGCUGAAGAUGGUGAAGAACUGGGACAAGUACAAGAAUAGUGAUAAGUUGGUGAAGCGUGUGUACAAAGGCAUCCCUCUGCAGCUGAGAGGCCAAGCUUGGGCUUUACUUUUGGACAUAGACAAAGUGAAGGAAGACAACAAGGGCAAAUAUGAGAAAAUGAAGAGACAGGCCCGUAACAUGUCUACAGAGAUCAAACAGAUAGACCUGGAUGUAAACAGAACCUUUAGGAACCACAUCAUGUUCAUGGAUCGCUUUGGAGUAAAGCAGCAGGCCCUGUUUCACGUGCUGGCAGCGUACUCUGUCUACAACACGGAGGUGAGCUACUGCCAGGGGAUGAGUCAGAUCGCUGCCAUCUUGCUCAUGUACCUGAAUGAGGAGGACGCCUUCUGGGCUCUGUCCCAGCUUCUCACCAUCACCAAGCACGCCAUGCACGGGUUCUUCAUCCCGGGAUUUCCCAAACUGCUGCGUUUCCAGACCCACCACGAGCUGAUCCUCUCCAAGAUGCUGCCGAAGCUGAAAAAACACCUGGACAAGGAGCAGAUGACAACAGGGAUUUACACCACCAAAUGGUUCCUGCAGUGUUUCAUCGAACGAACCCCCUUCACCCUGACCCUGCGACUGUGGGACGUCUACAUUUUGGAGGGAGAGAAGAUGCUUACUGCCAUGGCUUAUACAACCCUCAAGUUACACAGGAAGCGCCUUUUGAAGCUUCAGCUAGAGGACCUGAGGGAAUUCCUCCAGGAGCAGCUGGCUGCUUCUUUCCUGUUGCCUGACGAUGUGGUGAUUGAACAGCUGCAGGCUGCUAUGUCUGAACUUCGUAGUAAAAAGCUGGACCAACCUCCUCCAGCCAAGUCAGAGGAAAUGCCAAUGAAGCCUCUGGGUCAAGAGAGACCAGUUCUCCUGCUUCCCCUGGAGCCGGAUUCUCCUGUUGAAGUCAAAAUGAAUCUGCAGCCCCACAACCAGCUUAACGCAGAUGUCCAACAACCAGAUGGCAUCACCCUACACCAGACGCCUUCUCCUGCAGAACCACAAGACCUGCCCAGGGAAAACACGCCAUCCCUGCCUUCACCCGAUCCAGUUGUCGUCCACACACAAGGAGUUCCUACUCCUGUAAGACCUCCUCCUUUACCUCCAAAAAAGGACAAAUCCUCUAUUGUGGUAGAUUUGGACAGCAAAGUGAAGGAGUCGCUCAUGGAUCGCGAAGCACAGAUACAAGAAGGGUCUAUGGACUGGCCUCCUCCUUAUGAAGCCCCUGCAGUGGAUAUUCCAACCAUGUCUGAAGAGGAGAUCAUGGACCUUCCAGAUCUGCCACCGCCACCUUUCUUUUACCCACACCAAGAUGUGCAAAAGCCUCAGGACAGUCAGCACCUAGGACAGAUGGAGCCUGGCUCUGCUUCCCCCUCACAUGUAACUCGUGUAAAACUAUCUCCGAAACCUCACCCAAAACCUCUUACGUCUCUUGACCUCAUCCAGAAAAAACCUUUCCUGCCUUCUUCUCCCAAACCCCCUCCAAAGCCAACAAGGUUCCCAGUUUCUCUCCAUGUCCCAAUGUCCUCAGGAGACAGAAGACCCUCCAGCACCUCCCAGUAUGACAACCUGUCUGAGGCUGAUGAGGACGACCAUUACCUGGAGAGGCUGCUAGCAUCCUCCCCUGAGGAGAUCCUCCGAAUGCACAGCAGCCCGUCGCAUUUCCCUGAAAGAGGGUAUGACCCUGUUCACGACCUUCCGCCUCCACCUCUUGUCUUCAUCCCUCCUUCCCCUUCCCAUGUUCCCUGUUCUCUGCCCAGUCUGCCUCAGGAGCCAGAGUAUGGAGGAGAGGACAGCUGGGUGGAGGACUCUAUCAUCCCCCCUCCUCCACCUAGCUUUGCUGAUAGACUCCCUCCCUUCCAGUGUAGCACUGCCAACUGUUCAGACACACACAGAACCACCUCACCCACUUAUCCCAAGUCUAUCUCCAGAGGCCCCAGGGAUCAUUCUGCUUUCCCAGCACCAUUGCUGUAUACUGGGUCUCCCCCGGGCCACUCUAGGCCCUCAGGACAGCCAGCAGUAGGGCCCAUGCCCGUGGUCCGAUCCAGCCCAGACUUUUGCAGAAUGCCUCCGGGUGGACAGCAGCUGCCCAAGUCUGUGACAUUUUGAAGCAAUACCAUAAGUCAUGUUUUUCAACAUGUCCAGAACUCUUUAAGCCCUGAUUUGUUUUUUAAGCUAGUCAAGAGUUGAAAGGCCAGUAGCUAUUCAGCAUGUCCACUGGUUCAGUGUGUGUGUGUGUGUGUUACGGGACUUUUUCUUGAUGUACAGACUUCUGUGAUGUUUGCACCUUUUUCCCCCAAAGGCAGUUAACCCUUUUAAGCGCAACUUAAGCUGCUGUCUCCAUUACUGUUUGCUGCACCAGAAGCGUGCAUUAACUCGCCCGCGUGUCAGUGUGUAAGACCAGACCGACUGUCUGGUAAUGUCUGGCUAAUACCAGAAGCAUGUUUCACCAUAAUGUGACUAACGGUUAGUUUUGUUUUGUUCCUGAGCACAGUGCACUGAGCAGCAACUCUGAAACAAGGGCUUUUAAGGCUGCAGAGUGAGGUCAUCAUAAAAAAGCACCUGAAGCCUAUACAUAUAUCUCAAUACUGUAUUGUUGGCCAACUGUGAGCAGGCUCACACGUUUUAACAGUAUGUCAGACUUAAUAUAGUUUCAGUACUGCAUCUGUAAUACUGCAAUACUUGAUAAGGACCACUAAACCACAUUGCACCAAAGACAUCUGACAGGGUUGAAAGCGAUUAUUAAACGUGUGGGCACCAACAGCAAAGAAGACCUGGUGCAGUAGUUACUGGUGUAAAUGCUGAAGCUUGUUGCAGUCUCACGGCGUCUGGACGGGUUCUGUGAUUCUCUAAAGCAGAUAAUAGAUGGUACUCUGUGGGUGCUCUGCUGCUUUUUAAAGUUUCUUUCAGUUUGAAAGAAAUAGUUUCAGUGUAACGUUUGCUUGCCAGAAGAAAAGCUCCAUCUAGUGGUCAGAGGUGUUACAGACCUGCUUGAAGCAUGAAGUUGUCCAGGGACAAGACGAAUUUUGAGGAAACUAGUUCAGGUAAUGAUGUAAAUCGCUAAAGAUAAUGCUUGUUUGAAAGCGCACAUAGUCAGCUAGACUUAAUGAAACAAGGGCAGACUCCUUAGCACACUGUUCUAUACUGCCCCAGACCAGGGAGAAACGGGAACAAAUGCUACAAGUAUAAUUAUGCACAGCCAUAUUUUAGAGCCAUUGCAGCAACUUCAUUGUCAAUUUUAAGUUCUUGAGAAAAGGAAGUUGAGCCAUAAUAUACUGUACAAGGACCUAAUAGUCAAACGUGUUUAUAUUAUUACUGCAUUCAGUUAUACCAUAUAUUACAGGAUGUACUGUUUCUGAUUAUCAGUUUUUCUUUAGCACUGACCUUUGUUAUUACAAAGAGACUUUGCAGUUCUUUCAGUAUUCUGUUGUUUUCUAAUGUUUCAUUCUGAGAAAUGUGGGCUGUUUUAAUGGGUUGUUCAUGAUCUUUGGUCUGGCUGCUGUGGUUUACAGUACUACUUGGCAUGCACACAUAUGUUUAGCAGGAGUAUAUGAAGUCAUGUGACAGACCAACCAUUGUACAUUACCUUCUUAUGACGCCAGGACUCAGACCAAAGCUUAUGUGCAUUUAUGCAGCUACUAAAGAGUUUUAUAAAGACAUGAA